Molecule: messenger RNA, 394 nt
Organism: Ambispora leptoticha
Lineage: Eukaryota; Fungi; Glomeromycota; Glomeromycetes; Archaeosporales; Ambisporaceae
Source: the annotation of a GenBank genome assembly
AUGGCCUGUGAUUUAUCUGAUCCAUCUAUUAUGAGAGCAUAUGAAAAAAUUAUCAGUAUGCAGGAUACUAUUAAUUGGUUUAUUCUCGGCUAUCAUGACACGCGGAAUAAGAUUUCCCUUUACUCGAAAGGUUCUGGUGGCCUCGAUGAAUUUGGUCAAAAUCUCAAAGAAAUAUUAAUCAUCCUAAUAGCUUGUGGUCUGGUUCAAGGCCGAGUUGUUGCAGCAUUAUUCAAGAUGCAUCAAAUGCAGACAACUCGUGAAGAAGUUUCAGAAAAUCAUGAAAAUCCACAAAUAAUAUUACCCACCGUAUAUCAUAAGGCAGCGAUCCCAUCACCAUCAACAUUGCAUAGUGAUAAUAAUGAAUCAGAGCAACAAAUUAAAGAUAAUUAUAAUG